AUGGCUAAAACCAAAUUGCCUCCCACAGCAGGCGACCCACCAACUGCCGGUGCCGGUGUUGAUGCACACAGACGAUCGAGCACUCGUAUCAAGCAAAUCCUGGCUAGAGAUAAAAGUAAACUCAUACAGAAAAAGCUCGAUUUCGAAAAGAACAUGAAGCAAACUGGAACAAGAAAGGAACUCGGCAAAUCCCGACCCAUUAGGCACAGCGCCAACCCAGAUUCCGACGACUUUCAGUCGGACCAUGGCGAAUUUCAUCACAAAGAUGCUCGAAGACCUCAAAAAAGAAAGAUCCCAAAUGAGACUGAAGCAGAAGAGUCGCGAGAUCCAAAUUAUCUUGCUGAGGAUGAAACUAACGCUGUAGUAGAUGACUCUGAAGGCAACUUGAGUGAUGAAUAUGAGGAUGAGCAAAUAUCGGGGAUGAAAUUCAGUAAAAAAAGGAAGGAUGGAAUACAGGAAGGACGUCAUUUCAAGAAAAAGAGGACAAAAGAUAUCAGGGCUGUAGGAAAUACAACUGGGGAUGCUCCUAUAGGCAAAGUAUUCAAGGAGUGGGAAUUGAUCAUACCAAAUCCCAGGGAUUUAAAUGUCAAGGUUCUAAACAGUAAUGACAACAGCAGAGACGAUUCGACAAUAGGUGAAAUCAAGCGAAUGCUUUCAGCCGAGCAGUUAGAUUUGUUUAGAGAAUCUGCAUUUGGUAAGUUCUUGGAUCUACCACACUGCAAGGUUCAAAACCAGCUUGUCAAUCAGAUUCUUUUACGUGAGGUGCAUCAACCAAGGAGCGACGAGCUUUGGCUUGACUUUGGGGGGAGGUUGUUUCGGUUUGGCAUCGAAGAAUUUGCCCUGAUAACAGGGCUGAAAUGCACAGGCCCUUGCAAGAAGUUGAAUAUUCCUCAAGUAGCAGAUGGAAUGUACGAGAAAUUCUUUUCUGGCGUCGGAUUAAACAGAAACUUCAUCCGAUGGCAGUUUCUACAAAAAUACUGGAAAAACGAUGAAGAUGCUGUUAAAUUUGCCAAGUUACACUUACUUGCAAAUUUUUUAAUUGGGUCGCAAGACACUCUUAAGGUAGACAGAUGCUACCUUGACAUGAUAGACAGUGUCGAUUGUGACGAUUUUGAUUGGGGAACCGAAGUGUUUAAGUUCACGAUGCACCAUCUGAAGAAAUCCACCCAAUAUCGACAACAGAUCCAUAAAGCCGGGAAAACAGUGAGUGGUGGCUACCUCUACAGGUGCUACGGGUUUAUCCUUGCCCUCCAACUUUGGUUCUAUGAGGUUUGCACCUCUGCAGAUGGUGUCAUUUGCACAUGCCGAAGCAGAAAUGACAUGCCUAGAAUGCUCAAAUGGGAAGUACGUGGCAGUCACAAUCGUGCCUUUAUGCAAAGAAUAUUUUCAAAUUUGGAUUCCAGCAAGUUCAAGAACUUGAUACCCACCGACGAAGAGAAACACACUUUGUUUAUCAAUGAUUGUUUCAAGAGCAAGAAUGAGUUUAAUCGUGAUGAAAUCCCGACAACCGAACACCAUCAGCAUAAAACUGAAUCAGAGGUCAUAAAACGUCUUGACACACUUACUAAUGAGGUUGAAACUCUGAAGCAAAUGUUCCUUGACUUUUCCAACCGGGUAUUUGCAGAAUUUGCCUUAUUUAAGGAAAAAUUCAAUAAUUCUCCCGAGCCUACUAUUGUAGCAACAAGAACUAAAUCCGAAGCCCUAAUGAAGCGUGCCGCUGAUCGAAUCUGUGAGCCAUCUCCACCAGUCGGCGGAGAUAUGUUUGAUCAAGCUGACAUAUUUUCUCCGCUCACAACGCAAUUUCUUGAGGAAGUUGAUAGAACUACGGAGGAAAAAUUGAGGAAUGCAUCAAAGGCCAAUGAACCGGAUCUAGCACCUCCCAAUGUUGAUGUCCAGAUGGUGGCAGAUUUUGGAAAUGCGUUGAUUAUUUCUCAGCCGUCCUUUGAUUUAGGUCUCACACCCAUAGACACAUCAAGACUUAUCAACAAACCACCACAGGAAAAUCCAUUGGAGAUCACUACAAAAGUUGUGCACGAGGUGGCAACUGGAGAACUUGGAAAGACAAUCGAAGCAGAACCUUCUUGCUACGACGUUGUACUCGUAACAAACCCACAAACCACGCAUAUGGGGACUUCAAAGAUAACAGAAAAACUCAAGAAACGCCGUUGUGUGAGGAAAGGAAUUCCGCGAACAAAAUCGUGUCCGUUUGACGUUGAUUUUUGGGAAGAACCUGAGCGGGGAAACGAUUUUGUGAAGUGGUAUAUGACGGGCAUGCUCAAGACAGCGCGCAAGUUUAAAGACGGGUACAUUCGCUAUGGUGUGAGAACAAAAGUUCUUAACCCCCCGUUUGAUUUUAAUGUUGCCGUUAUAUGUGAUAAAAAUUGGUUUUGCACCCUUUACGAGUCAGGGUGCUUCCUUGAUAGCAGCCACAUGGAUGUCUUGUUCUACUACCUACGGAAGAUUGGUGUGCAUGGUACUAGUGCUGAGGUUAGGUAUACGACGACUGAUGUGAUGUUUGACCAACACAUAAAGUCGUUAUAUGCUAUAUACCUGUCACAGUCCUGCAAUACUGCUCUAUGCAGUGUUCAUGAUAUUAUCACUGACUACAUUUUGGGUUAUAGACUUAUAUGCGGAAAGUCAUGGUUUGAUGUUGAUCAUAUCUUGUUUCCAAUGCACGUAGAAGUCAAUGGUAUUGGUCAUUGGAUACUGGGUAUAUUGACGUUCAACAAUAUGAAGUUUUGGGUUUAUAACUCAUACCGGUCAGUUGAAGUUGAUGAGAUUGUUCUAGAAAGUGUGCAGGCGUAUGUUAGAUUGCUUCCAAUAUUUCUUGCCCUGGUGAAAUUUUAUGAAAAAAGGACUGAUGUCAAUACUAAUGCUGGGGGUCGCAUACCAAUAGACGUUAACAGUCCAUUUGAGGUUUUGAUGGCUGCCAACAUCCCACAGCAAAUGGAGAGCGAUUGUGGUGUUUUCGUUGCAUCUUACGCUGAGCACUUCAUAACUGAUGUUGACAUUACUACGAAGAAGUUCAAUGUUGAUAUCGAGAGACAAAGGUAUACCUACUUGUUGUACACGCACGGUAGAACGAAGCAGAGCAAUGGUUAUCAAAGUGAUGAUGAACCUCCCGGAUCAAUGCCCGAUGAUGUCCGUUUUAGUCUAUUAGCUUGA
Striga hermonthica is the source of this 3165-nucleotide messenger RNA. NCBI's taxonomy places the organism in Eukaryota, Viridiplantae, Streptophyta, Magnoliopsida, Lamiales, Orobanchaceae. The record is from the annotation of a GenBank genome assembly.